Messenger RNA from Monomorium pharaonis (pharaoh ant), 2674 nucleotides. Its product is annotated as alkaline phosphatase. The record is from RefSeq and is a predicted model, not a curated record. Gene Ontology annotation, biological process: dephosphorylation. The transcript has 8 exons. NCBI's taxonomy places the organism in Eukaryota, Metazoa, Arthropoda, Insecta, Hymenoptera, Formicidae. Gene Ontology annotation, molecular function: alkaline phosphatase activity. The coding region runs from base 216 to 1799 and encodes 527 amino acids.
AUGAGACAUCAAUUCAGUCUGAAUUUAUCUAUUAUUCAUAACGCAUUGCGGAACAGUGUGGAUGAUCGCAUCCACAUGAUUAUGCGUGAUAAUGGAGCAAUAUCUUGAUUUAUUUGUGAUGUUUUUAUUUUAGUUCAAAGUGCAUAGUGCCUCCAUUAGAACAACACAUUUUUAGAUAUUUUGGCAAGUGAAUAAAAGUCUGCUAAUAGUGAAAAAUGAAAUAUUGCGCCAUCUAUUUUAUUUUAUACUUUGCCAAGAUUCUAAAUGUGGCUACAAUCGAAGAUAGCCGACACUGGCAUUGGUUAGCGAAUAAAGAACUGGAAGAAUCUCUUUCGUACCAUUGGAACGUAAAAAAGGCGAAAAAUGUAAUUCUCUUUGUGGGAGAUGGGAUGAGCCCGGAUACCAUAACGGCUAGCAGAAUUUAUCGUGGUGGUGAGACCAGUCGACUUGCCUGGGAACGUUUUCCCCAUAUCGGGAUAUUGAAGACUUAUAGCACGAAUGAACUGAUCCCUGACUCGGCUUCCACCGCCACCGCUCUCUUCGGGGGAGUCAAGACGAACUACGAAGUCGUAGGCAUGGACGCAAACGUACAAUUAGGAGAUUGUACAGCAAGCUUAAAUGCCGAUUAUCAUGUAGAUUCGUUUUUAGCAUGGGCUCAAGCAGCUGGUAAAGCUACAGGCUUCGUGACGACUACCAGAGUUACUCAUGCGACUCCGGCGCCCCUUUAUGCGCACUGCGCAAAUCGCAGAUGGGAAUGCGAGUCGAAAAUGCCUAAAAAUGCUACUGCCUGCAAAGAUAUCGCCAGGCAAUUAGUGGAGAAUGAGCCAGGGAAAAACAUUCGAGUGAUUAUGGGUGGUGGCAGACAGGUGAUGAAAUCAAACGUGAGCGCGGGUGAAUUCGACCCGAUAGAUACGUGGGCGUGCUACAGACAGGACGGUCGUGAUCUCAUUGAUGAGUGGAUGAGAGAUAAGUCCGACAGAAAUUUAGCUUAUGAAGUUGUGCAAAACAAUGAAGAACUGUCCCGGGUCAAUAUUGAAAACGUAGAUUAUCUGCUCGGUAUUUUCGCCAACAGUCACAUCGAGAUGGACUGGAAACGAGAGCGUGGCCCGAAGGGCCAGCCGAGCCUGGAAGAAAUGACCGUGACGGCUUUACAAAUUUUGCAAAAAUCCAAAGAGGGAUAUUUUUUAAUGGUCGAAGGAGGUCUGAUCGACUUCGGUCAUCAUCGCGGCCAUGCCGCUCAAGCGCUGCUGGAAACUGUCCGACUUUCGGACGCUGUUAAUGCAACCCUUAGAAUGAUCAAUUCCGACGACACCCUCGUGAUAGUCACGAGCGAUCACACGCAUUCGAUGAACAUCAACGGGUACAGUCCUCGAGGUUCGUCCAUUCUAGGAAUCGGUAAGAAAUCUAAGUACGACGGGAUAGCCUACACGACGUUAUCCUAUACCACGGGUGGACCAAACAAUGUCGCUUACACCGUGGACGACGGUCAGGCCAAGAGAAUUGAUCCUUCCAAAUCGAAUACCAGUGAUUUUACUUAUAGCCAACAAGCCACUAUCAUAUCAGAUGAAGCUCACCACGGUGGUGGAGACGUGACUGUGUAUGCUAUAGGACCAUAUGCGCAUCUCUUCCACAGCGUACACGAACAGAACUACGUAGCACACGUCAUCGCAUAUGCCGCGGGUGUCGGCAAGUAUUCCAACAGCGCGGGAACGUUGCACAACUUUAUGAACGUAUCUUUUUUAUACGCUAGUCUAAUCUCUGUUAGCCUAUUAACCCUUAAUUGCUGGCGUGUUUUUUAAUAGCAUAAACGCUGGCGUAGGUUUUGGAGACGUAAAGUUGUGUAAGCAGAUAUUGCGCAUGAUGAGUAUAUAAAAAAAAUUUUACUUAUGCAAUCAUUAUUUAGACUAUUGAUAUUAUAUUAAGGGUAUAAAAAACAUGUUUGAAUAAAUGUGAUUUAUUUUUUUGUUUAAUAAAAUUGUUAUGACAAAGCAAACACGUAUCAGUAUGACUUCUUUGGCAUAGGCUAUUUAUAUGAAGAAUCACAAAAUGUUUGAAUGAAAUAUUGACUGAGAUAAUAACAAAAACACUUUUUCUAAAAUAUUAUUUGGAAUUGUCAACAAUGGUAAAGUUUUUCAUCACUUUUAAGUAAUAAUUAUUGCACGUAGGUUUGGAGCACUGUGAGCACACAGGUUUCUGACAGGUACAACGUAGAUAAACCGUUUUUUCUUAAAACAAAUGUGACAAUUUUUUUUGUGUUUCCAGUUUUUCAUUCGCAGAUUGCGAUAGUUCGGGAAGUGGUGUUGUUACUCGAAGAACGCGCUUGAUCCCACGAUAAGAUCCCUAACCCCUAUUCAAAGCUGUGGCACAAUUAUUUCUCGCUCGAAUUUUUAGCCACUAAAAUGGACAACUCGGUUCUUUGUCGCUUACAAAAUUUUUACGAUGUCGGAAAAGAAUUAUUGUUAUUUUGAGUUAAAAUCUGAAAUCAAAAAAUAAGUUAUACAAAAAAAAACUUACGCUACAUUGGAGAUACGUCUCACGGACGUAAGGCGUUAAAUAUAAUCUAUUUUGUACUGUACGCCGCACGUCCGCUCUCCAUCGCAACUCACGCAUGACCGAAUCCUACGCCAGUAGUUAAGGGUUAAUCUUAUAAAUAAAUCAGCCAAUAUUAAUGAAA